Peromyscus californicus insignis is the source of this 1083-nucleotide messenger RNA. It is a transcript of the gene Lypd4, whose product is annotated as LY6/PLAUR domain containing 4. Gene Ontology annotation, cellular component: plasma membrane raft; plasma membrane. The transcript is spliced from 5 exons. The record is from RefSeq and is a predicted model, not a curated record. Bases 274 to 1014 code for a protein of 246 amino acids. Lineage: Eukaryota; Metazoa; Chordata; Mammalia; Rodentia; Cricetidae.
CGGCGGCGGCGGCGGCGUUUUCCCUGCCAUGUCUGGUAUUUAAUGUGGGCUCUAGCCUGCCUUGUGCCACACUCAUCGGGGUUACACAGCACCCCCGUGUGUCUGUGGCGUUCCAGGCCCAAGAAGGCGGCGGAAGUGACUUCCAGCUGGACUGCUAUGCAGAGGACGGAAAAUUGGACAGAGAAUUCAGGGACUGACAAGAACCAAACUUGAGACUCCAUCAGAAAUUGGCUCCAGAUUGAUCUGUCACAGCCAGGACCCUGACUCAGAAGCAUGGGACUCCAGGAUUUGAGAUCUCUGCAGCUGCUGUGCCUCUUAGAGGCCAUCUCUUUAUUGCCUUGGACUGAAGCUCUUUUGUGCUAUGAGGCGACAGCUUCAGCCUUCAGAGCUGUGACCCUGCAUAACUGGAACUGGCUUCUGUUGAGGAGCAUGGUGUGUAAGCUGAAAGAAGGCUGCGAGGAGACGAUAGUGUAUAUUGAGACAGGGACCAGUAGGGGAAUUGUGAGUUUUAAAGGCUGCACCUCAGCCUUAUCUUACCCCCCACAAAUCUCCUACCUCGUCUCUCCACCCGGAGUGUCCGUUGCCUCCUACAGCCGUGUCUGCAGGUCCUAUCUCUGCAACAAUAUAACCAACUUGGAGCCUUUUGUGAGACUCAAGGCUGGCGAACCUAAGCACACAGCAUCUUCUGCCAAACAUUGUCCAACCUGUGUGGGAAGGCACGACCAGGAAUGUCUUCCAAAUUUUGUCACCACUGAAGCCUGUCCCUUCGCUGCUUCUUCAUGUUACAGUUCCACCUUACAAUUUCAGGCAGGGAAUCUCAAUACUACCUUCCUCAUAAUGGGCUGUGCUCAUAAUUCAGACAAGCUUUUAGCAAAUUUUCAGCAUAUUGGGAGCAUCAGAGUGACUGAGGUCGUCAACAUCUUAGAAAAGUCCGAGGCUGCUGGUGCAGGGCACUGUAGUCAAGGUCCUCCUUGGAGCAUCCUCUUAGGCCCUCUGCUUAUCUUCAGAGACUGACCACCCAGCGAGACUGGAAAAAUAUCAGAUCCCCUUGCAUAAUCAAAUAAAAUCUCAGAAUUAUCCUUG